CAUCCAUUAAAAAGUAAACUGUCAUCUUCCUUCACCGGCCGAAAGAAAAUAAUCCCACAUGGUCGUUAAUUUUUCGUGAGUUUAUUAAAAACAAGCUGAAAAUGUCUACUUUGUUGGAAGUGUUAGUCACAGCAGAUUCCAACAAUUCAUUAUGGACAACCUGCGUAUGGGACCACCACACAGGCACGAGUUUGAUGACCUAUAAAGGCGGCGGAACAGCUGAAACGAGAACAGUUUCAUUUAUCGGUAAUGACUACAUUGCAGCCGUAGAAAGGAUUAAACCAGUAUUACAUGUGUGGCCACUAAAUUCGCAGCAGACAGUCCAAGGCAUGCGUUUCAUUCUGCCCGGGAAAGCUGGGGCUUUGGCAAUCUCUAAAGACGGAGCAUACAUUUUGGCUGGCAUCGAUGAGAAAAUUUAUCUAUGGCAGACCUUCUCGGGCAGUCUCCUGACUAUUAUUAGCAGACAUUAUCAAAAAAUUGUCCUUUUGAAGUUUACACCUGAUGGAAAGUACUUCGUGUCGGCAGCUGAAGAUGGCAUGGUUAUGGUCUGGUCACUCGUAACUGUAGCGGCUCACCCUGAAGUGGAGCUUGUAACCCAGACAACUGCCGGGCAGCACGACCCAGUAUACAUAUUCUCUGACCAUUCCUUACCAGUUUCGGACAUGUGUAUAAGUAAAACAGGCAUGCAUGGACGCCUAGCAACUGUAUCAAGUGAUAGAACAUGCAAAAUCUAUGACCUAACUUCUGGAGAGAUGUUAUUGAACAUAAUAUUUGAUGUACCACUAUCAGCUAUAGUUAUGGAUGUAUUAGAGUUGAAUGUCUUCAUUGGAUCGACUGAAGGAAAGAUUUAUCAGUUCAGUUUAACAAAUCCUCCCCGAAACAGAGAUUUUUUGGUUAACACAGAAGCUAAUUGUCCUACUUUUAAUAGCCACACUAAGGCUGUCACCUGUUUGUCUGUUUCUCUUGAUGGAGAAACAUUAAUGUCAGGUUCUAAUGAUGAACAGGUUAUUCUAUGGCACAUCCAUAGCAAGCAGAUUGUAAGAACCAUCAAACAUAAAGGACCAAUCACCAAUGCAUUUUUCACUGUCAAUUACCCUGCUAUUUUUAAGCAAAACUUUACACCUAGCCUUGUUUUGCACAGCUUAGAUAGGACUUUAGAGAAUGAUAAUGAAGAAGUUGCAGAAUUGGAGAUUCUUGUCAAUAAAAAGAUAUCAUUUUGGCCAGAUUCUGUACAAAAUGGCUUUGAUGCUAGUCAACCAUCUAACGAAUUGGAAAAUGAAUUCAAGUUGAAAGAACUUAGUCUGAAGGAAGAAAUGCAGAAAUUAAAAACUAUAAAUGCAAAUCUUUAUGCUUUUUCAAUUAAUAAAGCUCUUAGUUCCGUAACAGAGUCUAAUGCAAAUGUAACCAAUAGUAAUAAGAAAAAGAGAAAAAUGAAGAACUGAAUAAAUAUCAUUGUCUAACAAA
Messenger RNA from Ostrinia furnacalis (Asian corn borer), 1464 nucleotides. RefSeq names its product WD repeat-containing protein 18. The record is from RefSeq and is a predicted model, not a curated record. The transcript has a single exon. NCBI's taxonomy places the organism in Eukaryota, Metazoa, Arthropoda, Insecta, Lepidoptera, Crambidae. Gene Ontology annotation, biological process: DNA-templated DNA replication; rRNA processing. The coding region runs from base 102 to 1442 and encodes 446 amino acids. Gene Ontology annotation, molecular function: protein binding. Gene Ontology annotation, cellular component: rixosome complex; nuclear pre-replicative complex.